Messenger RNA from Fonsecaea erecta, 621 nucleotides. RefSeq lists its product as hypothetical. Bases 1 to 621 code for a protein of 206 amino acids. Lineage: Eukaryota; Fungi; Ascomycota; Eurotiomycetes; Chaetothyriales; Herpotrichiellaceae. The transcript is spliced from 2 exons. The record is from RefSeq and is a predicted model, not a curated record.
AUGGCUUUAGUGGCCCCCUAUAGUGUGGAAGCGUACAAUAGCCUGCCGCACCUCCUCGAUGCCCAUCAAAACUUUGUGAAUGCGGACCCUAUGGAACUGUUGCACAACGAAAUCGGCGAGCUCUUCUAUAAGCACGAUGUUUACAGGGACCUCGCGGUGUGUCUUCUCCACCGACACUUCCCGAUGACGGACGGAGAGAAGCUUGUCGAAUUCGGGAGUGUCGCAUCUCCCUGGUCUUACCGUCAGCAAGACACCGACCUCAUGGGCGGUAGGGUCAAGGCACGGAGCUGGAUGUUCCGUAAAGGCCGACUGCUUGCUUACGAGUUCGGCUAUGACAAUACUCGGUCUGGUUCCACUUAUGGUGACCUUCCAGAGAAGCCGGCUUUCUACCUCGAGUUCGGCCAACUCCUGGAGAGAAACCACCUAGAAGAUAUUCUCGGGCUUACCUUACUCGGAGACGGGCUUCAACCUGGAACUAUGAAGCUAGAAAAGACGUUUGGCAACACCAAUGUCAUGUUCGUGGUUGCCGAGGAAGACUGGGAUCAGGGAAAGGAAUCUAUCAUUGCACAGUGGGAAUACAAGGAGGACGGGAAAGGGGCAACGAUGCCAGUCAGAAAGUAA